GCAGAGGGGGAAACAAUUGAAGGUGGCACCCGUGGACCGUCGCAGGCUCCUCCACCAUGCGGGCGGCCAAGGCCGGGCUGCACGGGCUCUUCGCGGUCUACAAGCCCCCAGGCGUGCCUUGGAAAGGCGUGCGGGACGCGGUGGAGACCAAACUCCUGAGCGAGUUGAACUCAUUAGAGCGCCCCCCGCCAAGUCAGCAGGUACGUUUCCUGCCGAGCACAGUAGAAGGGAAGGAUGGGAAAGAACUGACGCUGACCGUUACGCAGCUUCCUGUGUUGGCUGAGCAUCCUCUGGUUUCUGGGCCAAUAUUCACCUACUUGAAAGUUGGAGCUGGGCACCGGCUGGAUAAAAAAUCGUCUGGAGUGUUUGUGCUUGGUGUGGGUCGUGGAAACAAGCUGCUUGGCGAUGUGUACCGUGCCCAUCUCAGCAGAACUUACACUGUUCGUGGCCUGUUUGGCAAAGCCACUGAUGACUUCUCGGAUACAGGCAAACUGAUAGAGAAGACAACAUUUGAUCACAUCACCGGAGAGAAACUGCAACGGAUUCUUGCUGUUAUCCAAGGAUCCAAUCACAAAGCUCUCUUGCAGCCGCCUCCGUCCCCCUGCUUCUGCCCACUGCGUCAUUAUCGCUCGCCCAAAGAGUCAGAGGAGCCAGAGAGCUCCGAGCCGCUAAGUUUCUCCAAGAGUAACGCCACCCCCCGAAAAUGGACUGUGGAACAGAGUAUGGGCAGUGAUUAUGAGCAGCCGUUCUGGCGCGCAAUGUUGAUCAGCUUGACGAUUAUGGCAUUUUUAUUGUGGUGUGUACUGCGUCCAGAGACUGAAAUCGACCGGAUCCUGGAUGGGACGUUACAGCUAUCUGAAACUCAACCAUCCCCUUCUGAACCUCAACCCUCCCCUUCUGAACAGGAAAAACCUUAAGUAAAGAGUGGGCGCCGCUCUGAAUAAGCAAAAUUGGCGAAGAUUCUGGACUCCCAUUCAGUUAGGUGCCUGAAAAAGCUCAAGGGGGGGGGGGACCACAGAUGCAGUGCGUCAAAAGGUGCCUCUUGAAUGUAAUGUGUAGCAAAAGGCUCCUAACCCAGUUGGAAGAAACACAUUGAGUUCUUUUUCAAGCAAAAAGAACCGUACCCAGAGUCUGCAAUUCAUGGCAUCUGUUCACUUGGCUUCUAUCCUGUUACCCCCUUUAUAAAAAUGAGGAAGCGUCCCAAAUAUGAUGCAGGGUAACACUUGCGUUUUGCCAAUUGCUGGAUGUGAAAUUAAGCCGAACUAAGUCGCAGAUCAAAGGUCUCUUUGUAUUUUGUCAGUAAUUUAAAGGAAGAUUCAUCUAAAUUACUGCUGCGUUAUCUCACUAGUGAUGCAUUGACAUGAAUAUUAUGAGCAGCCGCUGUGUGUGUGUGCGCGCGCGCGUGUAAUGCAACAGUAUGAAUAACAAGAUAGGGCUGUGCUUCUUUACAUUUCAGGUUGGUCUUGGAAAAUCUAUGGCUCUUAAAGGAAAACUGUCCAGAUUUGCAGUUUAUAUUGUCAAUUAUCAGCAGAUUCAUCAUGUUUCCUGCCAGGGGCCUAGAUUAAAUCUAACAGUAGCAGCUUCAUCUGUGCUUGUUCCUAUAUAAAAGGAUGGGGAAGUCCAAUUCUAAAAUCAAAAGGGGUGCUUAACCCUCCCUUGCCUCUAUCACUUGAAGACCCUCCCCCUACAGCUGGGCUCUGAUACUAGAAGAGAGCUGGGCUUGGAAGAACAGAGCCCACGUGCUCCUUUGGAUGUUAAAAUUAGAUCCUACGUCUUACUUCCUAAGUAAAUGGGGCAAACAUGUGAAUGCGCAAAACAUGGAGCUGCUGCUAACAUAUCUAAUGUGACCCUGAGACUUUUUUGGGCAGGAGUUAAUGUGAACGGCUGCGAUACGAUGAACAGUAGUUGGAGGCCUGAUCUUGAAGGCCAUUUCCUAAUGAGCAUUGCGCCUAUCUAAUUAUGGACUGGUGUUUGAAAGAUUAAUAAAUAAAAUGAAAAAAAAUGAAACAUGCAUUCAAUGUGGCGAUUAGAUAAUAGAAAUUUGGGGCCUGCAAGGAAUCAUGGGAGGGGAAAACAAUUUGAAAAUCCUCCCUCUGGGGUUUGAAUGGCCUGAAGUCUGUCUCCCCACAUUUUCCUUUUAAUUGAUGCUGAGCUGUUCUUAAUGUUCCUUCCCUUUUGGAGUGGUUUUUAGCCCCAGAACAGACCAGUCCGAGUUACUUAAAAAAAAUUUGAAUAAUGUACAGCCAUAUUCUAGGGAGUCCCUCAGAUAGGACAGAGAUCCCUGCAUUCUCUGUGGGUAGUCUGGCUUUGUUGCUAUCAUUGUCCACAAUAAAUGGAUCAGCUAUUCGAUAUGUUAAUGCUUAGGGAAGUCUAGGACUUUGCAUCAACUGCUAAUAAAAUGUAGCUCAGAUUCUAGUAAAGGGGGCCUGGCUCCCUCCUUCUGUCUUUUGGUUGGCCCUUAAAUGGAAGUUGGAGGAGAGUGGCUCUCUGCUGAUUAUAUCUCAGGCAGAAAACCCCCUCCAAAGUAUUUCCAGCUCAGGUUGCAUGUCCUCCAGAGCAGGAAGGAGCUGGCAAUAUUCUGCCUCGUGUUAUUUCACCAGUGAGUUUGGAGAAGUGACUACCUGGAUGGCGCACCCUCUGUCUGUUCCUCCAAGAGCUACAGUGUGAUAUACUUAAACGAGGCAUCUCAUAGGCUUAGUUCUCAUUGGGGCAUGUUGCUGAAUUGGCUGUAUAUUGUCAGUUGUGUGUGUGUGUAAAGCAUCAUCAAGUCACAGCCAAUUUAUGGCAACCCCACAGGGUUUUCCAGGCAAGAGAUGAACAGAAGUGGUUUGCCAUGGCCUGCGUCUCCUGGACUUCCUUGGUAGUCUCUCAUCCAAGUACUAACCAGGUUCAGUCCCUGCUUAGCUUGCUGUUGCUUGUUGUUAGACAUUUCACAAAGCCAAUUCUGCUGCUGUGUAAACAUUUAAAUUCCAUUCUGGUGUCAUUUGUUAGCAAAGGCAGGAGGAAGGGCCUCCUUCCUGCCUCCUAGCCCUGUACUAGUCAUGGCAAGUCUAAUAGCAUACCAGAGCAUCUCCACGUGGCCACUUGCUAGAACUACAGGCAUGUCCAAACAGACUUGUUUUCUAGUAAUUGAUUUUUCUUUCAGUUUGAAUUUCAUUCCUCCCACAAGCUAACUCAUUUGUUUGUCAUUAGCAUAAGUAUAAAGCACGCUAAUGAUUAAAGAAUAUUUUUUUGCCCUAAUAAAGUUAAUGCUUUAAAAGCACUUGAUCAAUAUUUGACCAAUCAAAUGAUUGGUCCCUAGGCGAUCAUGAUGUCCACAGAAUGUGGAAGUGAGGUGCUCUUUAUAACUAACUGCUCUUCCGUACAAAAUUCCCUGCACAUAAGAACACUGGCCGUUUCCACACGGCUUACCUGCUUGCGU
This is a messenger RNA of Eublepharis macularius, 3421 nucleotides long. RefSeq names its product TruB pseudouridine synthase family member 2 (gene TRUB2). The transcript is spliced from 7 exons. The record is from RefSeq and is a predicted model, not a curated record. Gene Ontology annotation, biological process: pseudouridine synthesis; RNA processing. Gene Ontology annotation, molecular function: pseudouridine synthase activity; RNA binding. The coding region runs from base 57 to 917 and encodes 286 amino acids. NCBI's taxonomy places the organism in Eukaryota, Metazoa, Chordata, Lepidosauria, Squamata, Eublepharidae.